UUGUUUUACCAUUUCGGGUGUAAGCUCUCAGUGUGUUGAGGUACUUGGUAAGGAACAGUCCAAAAAACGCAGUGGAAAUAGUUGAAAUUAGUGAUUUAUUGCAAGGAGUUAAUGAUAUUUCUAUCGGGAUAAUAUACCAUCAUGAACUUAGAACUUUCAGAGGCGUUCUGCCAAAAUUAUCCUGAACAACUGGAUGGGAGGCUCGAUAGUACAUCUUAUGCUCUUACAUUGUGUUUCAAUAAAAGAGGAACCUUAUUGGCGGUUGGCUGCAAUGAUGGACGUAUUGUGAUUUGGGACUUUGCCACCCGUACUAUUGCUAAGAUAAUUAGCGCUCACGUUCAUCCCGUUUGCUGUUUGAGCUGGUCUAGGAGUGGCAUGAAACUGCUCUCUAGCUCAACAGACAACAAUGUUUGCAUUUGGGACGUUAUGACUGCUUCAUGUUUGAUCAAGCAUCGAUUUCCUUGUCCGACAUUAUUCGUACAAUUUGAUCCAAAGAACGAGAUGCAUUUUAUUGCAUGUCCCAUGUACCAUCCGCCAUUGGUGCUUGAUAAUAAAGGCGGCCAUAUGAUAUUACCCCUAGGAGAAGAUAACGAUCAAAAGCUUUUUGCUGUUUUUGAUAGAAAAGGACGUUACAUAAUCAUGGGAAAUUCCAGGGGCACUAUUAUGGUUCUUGAUGCUGCUAACUGGAAUUUUGUCACUAAAUUUAAAAUUGUGCCUGGAAUUUCAUCUUGGGUUUCAGUGAAAAGUAUAGAAUUUGCGAGAAAAGGAGGCUAUUUUUUAGUUAAUUGCUCAGAUAGAGUAAUCCGGGUAUACUGCCUAAAAGAAGUACUAAAGAAUACACACAUUGAUGUUAUAGAACCACAAAUUAAACUACAAGAUUCAAUUAACAGAAGUAUGUGGAAGAAAAGCACUUUUUCUGGCGAUGGAGAGUACAUUUGUGCGGGAUCAGACGUUCAAAAUGCUAUUUACAUAUGGGAGAGACGUUCGGGGAGCCUGGUGAAGAUUCUCCACGGUUGUAUGGUCGAAUCAUUUUUGGAUGCUGUUUGGCAUCCUGGCAAGUCUGUAAUCGCCAGCAUCGGUUCAGGUAUGAUAUCAGUAUGGGCACAGACUCCUCAGGCAACUUGGUCAGCAUUUGCUCCCAAUUUCAAAGAAUUAGAUGAGAAUGUCGAGUAUGAGGAGAGGGAGUCGGAAUUUGAUAUGGCGGACGAAGAUAAGUCCGUAAUUGGUUCUGAAAAAGAAAUCCAUGAGGAUGUGGAUGUAGAUAUUAUGACGGUUGGUCCUACUACUGAUGGUAGUUCAGACGAAGAAAGUGAUCAUGUUGAACUAGACAUACUGCCAGCAGUGCCUGAAAUAGAAAAUCCGGAAGAAGUGGAAAAGCGCGUAAGGAAACAGAGAGCUCCAAGAAGACCUAGAAUGCCCCCCCCACCGCCGCCGCCGGCUGCUGUGCGGCCUAAGCCUAAACCGGAACUUGAUUAUCCGCGAAUUAUACCAGUCGAAUCUCCAAAUAAUAAUGGACUUAAGUUGCGGAUUAAAUUAGGAAACUACUCUAGUCAGCAUUAUGAGUGA
Ctenocephalides felis (cat flea) is the source of this 1566-nucleotide messenger RNA. RefSeq names its product retinoblastoma-binding protein 5 homolog. Bases 142 to 1566 code for a protein of 474 amino acids. Gene Ontology annotation, cellular component: Set1C/COMPASS complex. Gene Ontology annotation, molecular function: protein binding. The transcript is spliced from 2 exons. The record is from RefSeq and is a predicted model, not a curated record. NCBI's taxonomy places the organism in Eukaryota, Metazoa, Arthropoda, Insecta, Siphonaptera, Pulicidae.